AUCAAUAACCCAGAUUUUGUGAAGCAUGGUCGACGUGAGGAUAGUUGGUGCUCGUUCUACAACGAAACCAAAUGUUUCUGCAGAAAUAAGUAAUCUCGUAACACCCGGGGAUGUGAUCACUGCGGAUACAGGUUUCAUGCGUGGGCAUGGAACUUACAUGGAGGAUGAGAAACUACAUGCUUCUGUGGCUGGAGUAGUGGAAAGAGUUAAUAAACUCAUUUGUGUGAAACCUUUGAAAACCAGGUACAAUGGUGAGGUAGGAGAUGUGGUUAUUGGUCGGAUCCUGGAAGUUGGGACUCGUCGUUGGAAGGUGGACACUCAUGCCAAAUUAGACUCUGUCCUGAUGCUGUCCUCUGUUAACCUUCCAGGUGGUGAAUUGAGAAGGAGAUCAGAGGAAGACGAAAAGAUGAUGAGACAUUACCUCAAAGAAGGAGAUUUGAUCAGUGCAGAGGUGCAGUCCGUGUUUGCUGAUGGAGCCUUGUCUCUCCACACGAGGAGUCUCAAGUAUGGAAAGCUAUCACAAGGUCAGCUGGUGUCAAUAUCGCCAUCUCUAAUCAAGCGUCGUAAGACCCAUUUCCACAACCUGCCAUGCGGAGCCAGUAUAAUCCUGGGUAACAAUGGCUAUAUUUGGAUCUGUCCGACCAUCAAUGAGGAAACAGAACAGACCGGCGGAUAUGAACAGAAUCUUGAACCAGUUCAGAAGUCCGACAGAGAAGUAAUCGCUCGACUACGCAACUGUGUACUGGCCCUGGCGGAACACAAGAUGAUGUUGUAUGAUACUAGUGUACUCUACACAUUCGAGGCUUCUCUCAAAUAUUCAGUGAAGGAGACACUGAAGCCUGAAAUAAUGUCCGAGGUUAUAGAGGUAGCGCAGCAGAGGCUGGAAAGGGAAGGCACAUGAUCACUAAGGGACACCAUGAUCAUCACCAU
This is a messenger RNA of Pecten maximus, 930 nucleotides long. RefSeq names its product exosome complex component RRP4-like. Bases 26 to 901 code for a protein of 291 amino acids. Gene Ontology annotation, cellular component: cytoplasmic exosome (RNase complex); nuclear exosome (RNase complex). Gene Ontology annotation, molecular function: RNA binding. NCBI's taxonomy places the organism in Eukaryota, Metazoa, Mollusca, Bivalvia, Pectinida, Pectinidae. The record is from RefSeq and is a predicted model, not a curated record. Gene Ontology annotation, biological process: TRAMP-dependent tRNA surveillance pathway; nuclear polyadenylation-dependent rRNA catabolic process; U4 snRNA 3'-end processing. The transcript has 8 exons.